GGGGAAAGCGCUCCGCCGGGGCGUGAGCAUCUACGGCCAGCCGCGCGCCUCGGCGUCGGGCGGAGCGGAAGACGCGUGGAGCUGUGCGAGGACCCUCGGGCUGUGCAGAAAUAGAUGUUAAACCUCGGUUCAAGUAGGAAACAAAAUGUCUCUCAGUCCACCCAAAUUUCUCAAAGUAAGGGAAGAAAAUAAUUCCAAGCUUGUGGAAAUACAACAGUCACAAAAUACUUCGAUAGCUUUAGAAGAUCCUCUUCAAAACUUGUGCUUGGCGUCACAGGAAGUUCUUCAUAAAGCUCAGCAAAGUGGGAGAUCAAAAUGCCUCAAGUGUGGUGGUUCAAGAAUGUUCUACUGCUACACAUGCUAUGUUCCAGUUGAAAAUGUACCCAUGGAACAGAUGCCACUUGUGAAGCUUCCAUUGAAGAUUGACAUCAUUAAACAUCCAAACGAAACAGAUGGCAAAAGUACUGCCGUACAUGCAAAACUUUUAGCACCUGAAUUUGUAAAUAUUUACACGUAUCCUUGUAUCCCAGAAUAUGAAGAACAGGACCAUGAGGUUGCACUUGUUUUUCCUGGGCCCAAGUCUGUCUCAAUAAAAGAUAUUUCUUUUCAUCUGCAAAAAAGGAUUCAAAAUAAUAUUAGAGACAAAAAUGAUGAUCCUGACAGACCAUCUAUUAAACGCAGGAAAAAUGAAGAACAGGGUUUGAAUGACAGCAAAUGCAAAGGUGCAAUACUGAAAAAAAUUAUAUUUAUAGAUAGCACCUGGAACCAGACAAAUAAAAUAUUCACUGAUGAGAGACUUCAAGGGCUGUUACAAGUUGAGUUGAAAACAAGAAAAACUUGCUUUUGGCGCCAUCAAAAAGGAAAGCCAGAUACCUUCCUUUCCACAAUUGAAGCCAUUUACUACUUCUUGGUAGACUACCAUACUGAUAUAUUAAAAGAGAACUACAAAGGACAAUAUGACAAUCUUUUAUUUUUCUACUCAUUUAUGUAUCAGUUAAUAAAGAAUGCCAAAGGCUCUGGAGAGAGAGAAACAAGAAAACUUAUCCACUAAUUUUAAGAAGCCACUUUUUAUCAUUUUAUUUUCAUAAAAAAGUCAAUAAAGGAAUGCAUUGCUUAUUCU
Messenger RNA from Sorex fumeus (smoky shrew), 1120 nucleotides. RefSeq names its product DTW domain containing 1 (gene DTWD1). Gene Ontology annotation, biological process: tRNA modification. Lineage: Eukaryota; Metazoa; Chordata; Mammalia; Eulipotyphla; Soricidae. The transcript is spliced from 5 exons. The record is from RefSeq and is a predicted model, not a curated record. Gene Ontology annotation, molecular function: tRNA-uridine aminocarboxypropyltransferase activity. Bases 146 to 1051 code for a protein of 301 amino acids. Gene Ontology annotation, cellular component: nucleus.